Myripristis murdjan (pinecone soldierfish) is the source of this 1844-nucleotide messenger RNA. It is a transcript of the gene pycr1a, whose product is annotated as pyrroline-5-carboxylate reductase 1a. The record is from RefSeq and is a predicted model, not a curated record. Gene Ontology annotation, biological process: L-proline biosynthetic process. Gene Ontology annotation, molecular function: pyrroline-5-carboxylate reductase activity. The coding region runs from base 205 to 1170 and encodes 321 amino acids. Lineage: Eukaryota; Metazoa; Chordata; Actinopteri; Holocentriformes; Holocentridae. The transcript is spliced from 8 exons.
UCAACGUUCUCGCCAGGUACAGCAGAGCGCGAGUUGCAGGAGCCACGUUGACAGUCAAGUUAAAUUCAGUUGGUGUUUUUGCUGGUGGCUAGUGCUAGUUUGUUGUGCUAGUCAGUUAAUCAACUAAAGAGCUCUUCGUUAUAUCAAGACUGAUUCACAACUUCAAAGCGUUUAAUUGACGCUACUGUGCGUCCCACAGGGAGGAUGAGUGUGGGUUUCAUAGGAGCGGGUCAGCUGGCCCACGCGCUGGUGAGAGGGUUCACAGCCGCAGGCGUGAUUGCCACCCAAAGAAUCACUGCCAGCUCCCCUGACACAGACCUGCCCACAGUGAUGGGACUGCGUAAAUUGGGCGUGAAUCUUACCACAAGUAACAAAGAGACAGUGAGCAAAAGUGACGUUCUCUUCCUGGCUGUGAAGCCCCACAUCAUUCCUUUUGUACUGGAUGAGAUUGGACCAGACAUUGAGGACCGUCAUCUUAUUGUGUCCUGUGCUGCAGGUGUCACUAUCAGCUCCAUAGAGAAGAAGCUGCAACAGUAUCGCCCUUCUCCAAAGGUAAUGCGUUGCAUGACCAAUACUCCAGUGGUGGUGCGGGAGGGGGCCACUGUGUACGCCACAGGCACCCAUGCUGAGGUGGAGGAUGGAAAGCUUCUGGAGCAGCUGAUGGCAAGUGUGGGUUACUGCACCGAGGUGGAAGAGGACCUGAUUGAUGCUGUCACUGGACUGAGUGGCAGUGGGCCUGCUUAUGCAUUCACAGCAGUAGAUGCUCUUGCUGAUGGUGGAGUAAAAAUGGGCCUGCCCAGGAGACUGGCUGUUCGGCUUGGAGCCCAAGCUUUGAUGGGAGCAGCUCGAAUGCUACUAGACUCAGAGCAGCACCCUGGACAACUAAAAGACAACGUGUGCUCACCUGGGGGUGCCACCAUCCACGCCCUGCAUGUCAUGGAGAGCGGUGGCUUCCGCAGCCUCCUGAUCAAUGCUGUAGAGGCCUCCUGCAUUAGAACUAGGGAACUUCAGUUCUUGGCUGACCAAGAGAAGAUUUCUCCAGCUGCCAUAAAGAAGACAACUCUGGACAAAGUGCUGCAGCAGCCAGGAGUGGCUGCAGCAGGUGUGGGAGUCCGAUCUGGUGGGAUCAGUCUCUUCAGCAGUAACAGCCCAAGGACCAAGAAGAACUGAGCAUUUGCUGUUUCCUCACAGGUGGAGGAAACGCACAUAUGUUGUGAUUUGUGAAGAUGCAUUGCAUUUUAUUAAUAAACCACUAAAAGCAGAUCACUGCUGAAAUUUGCUAACCUAAUGGUUAGUUAACAUUUACUUACAGAAUUAUACUCAAUUCAGAGAGAUACCUCGCAUCAGGGAAAGAUUAUGCAUUAGUAUUUUUCUGCUGUCAUCAAAUGCAUUGGCCUUUCUAAAGCUAAAUAACUCACACUUUAAACUGGUUGCCUUGCCAAUUCAUGUAUUGACAACAGUUUGAUUUCUAGCUCAUCUCAUCACUUAUUCUAACAGUGUAUUUUUUUUGUUUAAGGUUAGAUGAUGGUUUAAUGUAUGUCUCAGGUCAACAUCACUUUAUGUGUCUUCUCAUUUUGUUACUUUUUUCUGAUUUUUUUUUUUUUUUUUUUUUUAAACUGUAUAAAAAGCAUGCUUACACAUCCUCAUGUUCACUGUGCAAUCCAGCCCAAUUGCAAUGAAACAAAGGGCUCCUCAUGACUUCAUGGCUGACAUUACAGCCACUUUAUAUGCAAUCCCCUAACAUUUGCUCAAAUAUUUGAGUACUGUAGCCAAAACUAUUUUAUACAGCCACAAAACUGUAAUGUGUUACAAAAAUGUAUUAAAUUAAGGAAAGAAGAUGUGGA